Hyaena hyaena (striped hyena) is the source of this 1216-nucleotide messenger RNA. RefSeq names its product left-right determination factor 1-like. The transcript has 4 exons. The record is from RefSeq and is a predicted model, not a curated record. Gene Ontology annotation, biological process: BMP signaling pathway; SMAD protein signal transduction. NCBI's taxonomy places the organism in Eukaryota, Metazoa, Chordata, Mammalia, Carnivora, Hyaenidae. Gene Ontology annotation, cellular component: extracellular region. Gene Ontology annotation, molecular function: cytokine activity; growth factor activity; transforming growth factor beta receptor binding. The coding region runs from base 122 to 1216 and encodes 364 amino acids.
GGGCUGCCUAUAAAACUGGCCCGGCCUGGCUCUCCGCACAACAGGCUGGGACCCUCGCCGAGCCUCCCUGGGGGACACGUCUGCUCUGCCCCCCACCCCCACCCCCGCCCCCGGCAGCACCAUGGGGCCCCUGUGGCUGUGCUGGGUGCUCUGGGCGCUGCCCCUGCCGGGCCCCGGGGCCGCCCUGACCGGGGAGCAGGUGCUGGAAAGCCUGCUGCGGCAGCUGGGCCUCAGCGAGGCGCCCGGCCCGGCCCAGCGCGACGCGGAGGAGCCGGCCACCCCGGCCCACGUGAGGGCCCAGUACGUGGCCCUGCUGCGGCGGAGCCACGGCGCCCGCUCCCGGGGGAAGCGGUUCAGCCAGAGAGUCCGAGAGGUGGCAGGCAGGUUGCUGGCUUCGGAGGCCUCCACGCACGUGCUGGUGUUCAGUAUGGAGGGGCGGCUGCCACCCGACAGCGAGCUGGUGCAGGCGGUGCUGCGGCUCUUCCAGCAGCCGGUCCCCAAGGCCGCACUCCGCAGGCUGUCCCCGCACAGCGCCCAAGCCCGUGUCACCAUCCAGUGGCUGCGCAUCCGGGAGGACAGCUCCAACAGCACCUACCUGGUGGAUUCCAGGCUGGUGUCCCUCCACGAGAGUGGCUGGAAGGCCUUCGACGUGACGGAGGCCGUGAACUUCUGGCGGCAGCUGAGCCGGCCCGGGCAGCCGCUGCUGCUGCAGGUGUCCGUGCAGAGGGAGCACCUGGGCCCGCGGGCCCCCGGCGCCCACAAGCUGGUGCGCUUCGCCUCCCAGGGCCGGGAGGGCACGGGGCAGGCCGAGCCCCAGCUGGAGCUGCACAGCCUGGACCUCGGGGCCUACGGAGCACGAGGCGACUGUGACCCUGGGGCGCCUGUGGCGGAGGGCGCCCGCUGCUGCCGCCAGGAGAUGUACAUUGACCUGCGGGGGAUGACGUGGGCUCAGCACUGGGUCCUGGAGCCCCCCGGCUUCCUGGCCUACGAGUGUGUGGGCGCGUGCCGGCAGCCCCCCGGGCCCUCGACCUUCACAGGGCCGUUCCUGGGGCCACGACGGUGCAUCGCCUCAGAGACGACCUCGCUGCCCGUGAUAGUCAGUGUCCAGGAGGGGGGGAGGUCCAGGCCCCAGGUGGUCAGCCUGCCCAACAUGAGGGUGGAGAAGUGCGCCUGCUCGUGGGACGGGGCGCCCGUGCCCAGGAAGCUGGGGCCUUAG